UGUCGGAAUACGGGUAGGAAAUGUUUAUUUGUCCAUCAGAUUAAUCGAGGAUCCAAAGCAAGCGUUCCGUAGGUGGUGGUGCGCAGCCGAAGACUUUAUUUUUAUCCAACAAGUGGCAGAACGCGACCUACUGAUCUAAGUACAGCGUUGACGCCUUUGAGUUUUUUUUAUCAGUAAAAGUCAGGUCGUUUUGGUAAAUUGCGCCUUUGUUCGGAAAUGAUAUUUCAAGAGGCUUUAUGUUUUGCGUGUCUCGUCCCGAAGAGGCGGGUCUUGCUCUACAGUUGCAGCUCGUCAGCAUCAAACAAGUUCCCAGCUGGCUUGUGGAGGAUGCCAAAGGAACCAAAUGACCGAUCAAAUGAGGAGGGAAAGAAGGUCGACUCUAAAGGGUCAGAAGACUCCACAGUCCAGACAGACACAUCAGAAGAGCUGCUGCGGAAAAGAAUCCGAACGAACACGCCCAGUCCUCACCGACAGACUCCUCCGUCCAGCCCGUCCAAGUUUGUCACCGUAGAGGAGCUGAUGGAGACGGCUAAAGGCGUGACUAACAUGGCGCUGGCUCAUGAGAUCGUAGUGAACGGCGGCUUUAAAAUCAAACCCCCCGAGCCUCCUGAGGGAAGUUUAGAGAAGCAGGUUAAGGAAAUUGUGCACAAGGCAUUCUGGGAUUGUCUUGAAUCCCAGCUGAACGACGAUCCGCCCGUCUACGAGCAUGCGAUCAAACUGGUCGGGGAAAUUAAAGAGACGCUGCUGUCUUUCCUGAUGCCGUACCAGACACGUCUGAAAGGACAGAUCGAGGAGGCGCUGGACCUGUCACUCAUCCAACAGCAGGCGGAGAACGGAGCACUGGACAUCGGCAAGGUGGCUCAGUUCAUCAUCAACACCAUGGGCGCUUUCUGCGCACCAUCUAGGGACAGUGAAGUCCGUAAGCUCUGGGACAUCACGGACAUCGUCCUUCUUUUUAGGUCUAUUUUUGCAGUGUUGGACAAAAUGAAGAUUGACAUGGCCAACUUUGCUGUCAGCAGUCUCCGGCCUCACCUGCUGCAGCAUUCGGUGGAGUACGAGAGGAACAAGUUUCAGGAGUUACUCAACAAACAACCUUCUGCUCUGGACUUCACUCAGAAAUGGCUGCAGGAGUCGGCGGACUCGGUGCUCCGAUGUGCUGAAGGUGGCGCUACAAGCUCGCCCGGGACCUCCUCACAGCUGCUGCUCAACGUGCACAACCAUGCUUAUUUACGACUGCUGCACUGGGAACACGGCAUGGACACAUUCCCAGAGACAGUGCUGAUGGAUCGUGGCAGGUUUCUGGAGAUGCAGUUAGAGCUGGAGCGCCUGACGUUGGUGGCGUCUGUGCUGCUGAUCGUAUAUAACAGCGCGGGGGAGGCGAUCUCCGGGCUGCCAGGGCUCAUCGACACGCUGAAGAACACAGUCAGGAUCCUGCUGGCUGACAUGCAUUCACCGUCUUUCAAAACAGACGAGACGUUCACGGCUAUCGGGGAGAAGCUGUGUUUGGAGCUGGGGGAAUGUCUGACUCAGCACGGCUUCUCUCCUUUUCAACCAGACCGACAGAACGCUCUGAAAGGCCAGAUCGCAGCCGUCAAGUCCCAAGAUAACCCCAUCCGUAAACUCGUCGAUUCUCGGAUUCAGUCCUUCCUCCUGGGCAUCUUGGAAACGGGUCCUCAAAAGAGCCCACCAGCGGUUCCCGGAGGUCUGGUUCCCAUCAGCAAAGAGCUGGAGGAAGUCGGGAUUAAACUGAGCCACCUGGUGAACUUCAACAAGCUCGUGUACUCACCGUUCUACCAGAAACUCCUACAGGACGUGGUUCAGGCCGGGGGAAGCGCAGCCACUUAGGCAGCAUCGAACAAAAUGGACGAGGAAAACAAACCAGGCAGCCUUCCGUAGGGUCCUAAGAACGACUGGGUUAAUGGAUUUACAGAUUUUUCUCCCCAAAGCUCACCUGCUGUCAAUGCUAGCAAAGAAUUUCUACCACUGAUUAUAUAUUGAUUUAUGAUGUAUUUCUUGCCGUUAUAUUAUCACGGAUCAGUCAGUCGAGCUUCAAGAAUUGGUAUUUAGGGGAAAAAAGUAUACGCUUAUAACUUAUUUUGCAUUCUUGCUUUUUGUUCUGUGCCAGGUGAAGGUGUGGAGGGUGGGUAGUGUUUUUUAAUGUAUAGAUGGCAUCAGGAGAUCAUAAUAAAUCUGUUAUUAAAAAGUCACCGACUGACGUCUGUCCUGAGAUAGCACGUAGCGUCGGACAGACCUGCGAAUGUUUCGAUUUAGAAAAGCAACCGGGAAACUGAGAAUACGCUAGAUCUUUUUUCAUAGCCACAAAACGCUGAACCCGUAGCAGCCAUCAUACAUAUAAUCAAACGAGCGAGGGAGAAAUUAGUGAUUACAGGAAACCAAGAAGGCAGAGGAAUAUUGCUAAAUAUUACACUUCAAUCCGGGAACCUUUUAGAGUCUCUAAAUAUAAUAUAGUAAGUCUUGGGUGUUAAGUUGCAAAAUACAUGACCAGGAUUUUAGUAUCUCAUGAAAUCCGUAAUAAUUUGUGGCUCUAUUACAAAACCGCAGCUGACUAUAAAGGAGAAUAUAUCUGUCUAUCUAUCUAUCUAUCUGGGUUGUUUACUAAGCCCCUCACACACACUUUUGUUACAACAGUUUCGGUGGUACAUUAUUAGAUUCUUAAUCAAACUCACCCACAUGACAUCCUCGUGUAUGACCCGAGAAAGCUGCCUUCUUUCUAAUAUUAUUAAUAUAUUGUUUUGAGUGUGUGAUGGUGUAAAGGUGUACAGAAUCUGACUGGUGCCUUACUCAGUGGAGGGCUGGCCUCGGUUAAAUGUGCCCUGCUCUCUUUCCCUGUUUAGCUUUUUUUUUUUUUUUUCCCAUGCUGGCUGUAAUUGUUCCACAUUUCCAAAAAAAAAAGAGACCCUUGUAAUCUUUUUAAACUGCUUCAUUUUCCUUUUCUGGAGAACUUUUUUCCGCAUGUUUUACAAAGACAUGGUUUUCACGUUGAGUUUUGUGUCUCUGUCCUACACUGUUACGAUGCAGUAUUUAAAGCGAGAGAAUUCUUCUUUAACAACUUUUAACAAUAGAAAACGGACUUCAACACACGUUCGACGCUCGUCUCUUUGUGAUGUAAAUUCUGUCUCCUCAGAGUAAUUAGGAUUCGGUAGAAUUUAAGACGGGGCCAAGACGUUAAAGGCGAUGGUGUAUUUGAACUGUUCCUGUAGCAUCAUUUUACCAAACUGUGUUCACGAGACACGUUUUGCAACAGAGGCCGAGUCUAUUCGCAGUCGCAUGCUGUAUAGAUGUUUCUGCUUAUCAUCACUGUGUGCCAUAAACGUGUCAGAAAUUCACAUCUUUAACCCAACAGCUUUCCUUUAAUAAACAGGACUGCAACCAA
Molecule: messenger RNA, 3394 nt
Organism: Tachysurus vachellii
Lineage: Eukaryota; Metazoa; Chordata; Actinopteri; Siluriformes; Bagridae
Gene: tcp11l1
Product: t-complex 11, testis-specific-like 1
Exons: 11
Coding region: 217-1845 (542 amino acids)
Biological process (GO): signal transduction
Source: RefSeq, a predicted model, not a curated record